Molecule: messenger RNA, 2158 nt
Organism: Camelus dromedarius (Arabian camel)
Lineage: Eukaryota; Metazoa; Chordata; Mammalia; Artiodactyla; Camelidae
Gene: GJB2
Product: gap junction protein beta 2
Exons: 2
Coding region: 172-852 (226 amino acids)
Biological process (GO): cell-cell signaling; gap junction-mediated intercellular transport
Cellular component (GO): connexin complex
Molecular function (GO): gap junction channel activity
Source: RefSeq, a predicted model, not a curated record
GCUGUUGAAGGCCCGAGCGCCCCGCGCGCCGCGCUCUCCCUGCUCCCAGCCCGUCGCGGCGCCCCGGCCCGCAGCGAGCGCGCAGGCCGCCCGGCCAGGACCACCCGGACCCCGGCGAGGCCGCCCGUCCGUGCGCAACGCUCCAAGCGCGCAGCCUGCACAGAGGGGAGGAUGGACUGGGGCACCUUGCAGACUAUCCUCGGGGGCGUCAACAAGCACUCCACCAGCAUCGGGAAGAUCUGGCUCACCGUCCUCUUCAUCUUCCGCAUCAUGAUCCUCGUGGUGGCCGCAAAGGAGGUGUGGGGGGACGAGCAGGCCGACUUCACCUGCAACACGCUGCAGCCCGGCUGCAAGAACGUCUGCUACGACCACUACUUCCCCGUGUCCCACAUCCGGCUCUGGGCACUGCAGCUCAUCUUCGUGUCCACGCCCGCCCUGCUGGUGGCCAUGCACGUGGCCUACCACAGACACGAGAAGAAAAGGAAGUUCAUUAAGGGAGAGAUAAAGAACGAAUUCAAGGACAUUGAAGAGAUCAAGAGCCAGAAGGUCCGCAUCGAGGGCUCCCUGUGGUGGACCUACACCAGCAGCAUCUUCUUCCGGAUCAUCUUCGAGGCGGCCUUCAUGUACGUCUUCUACGUCAUGUACGACGGCUUCUCCAUGCAGCGCCUGGUGAAGUGCAACGCGUGGCCCUGCCCCAACACCGUGGACUGCUUCGUGUCCAGGCCCACAGAGAAGACUGUCUUUACCGUCUUCAUGAUCGCGGUGUCCGGAAUUUGCAUCCUGCUGAAUGUCACUGAAUUGUGCUAUCUGCUAAUUAGAUUUUGUUCCAAAAAGUCCAAAAAGCCAGUGUAACACGGUACCCAGCUUUAGAUAAAAGAUGGCGGGAAAGGGUGAGGCAGUCAGUGCACCAGCGUCUCCCAGGCUAAGAUUCUCAUCUGAAAGGCAACCCCGUGAACCUCCCGUAGAUCUCCCGUAGAACUCAGGCACCUCAGUGCGGACCUCGGCAGAGCUCUGAGCUUGGCUGCCGGGCGGGGGCGGGUGCCAUCAGUUCUUCCCUGUGGCAAACAAAGGGUACGGCGUUUGUUUCUCUUUCUUUGUUCGAGGAAGGAGGAGAAACGCCAGGGCCUAGAGAGGAUGCUGAGGAGGUUUGGUGGGUCACUUAGGGGUCCCUCUGCCCUUUCCCCCAAGUUAAAAGCAAACCUAGAGAAUCUUGGUUCUUUUAUUCGCUUUGAAGUUGUAGUCACUAACGAUUGGCAAGGUUACACAAUGCUUCAAACUCUAUUAUACUUUUUUUAAGUGAAAACUUUAAAAAUAUAUUCUUUUGAUCUACAAGAAGUUCUGGGAACCAUUAUACAUUCUCCUCUUACAAAGGCUCAGAUUAUGAUAUGUACAUGGUGCAUAAUUAGACGCUAUCAUUGAAUUUAAACACGGCCUUUCAGUUGUGAGUAGCUGGCAGGGCCGCGGAGAGGCUGCCGACUGUAGGAACCGAGGUGUUUGCUGCUAAGAGCACUUCAGUUCUCACAGGUGAAACAAACUACAAGUCCUUAGUGAUGGCUUUUCAUAGCAAACGGCCUCAUUUCAAAAAUUUAGCUGUAAUUCUGCAUGAGAAACACAGACUGGCUGUGCCCCAACUCCUGCCUCUUCCUCAGACGCUGCCCCUUCCCUUCCUGGGGGUGUGGGAAGAAUCUGGCUGGAAGAGAUUGCUUGGGAAUAUUUUAUUGCCAUCGUAUGAUUUCACGGUGCAAACAGAAUGGCAAAAUUGGGGGGUGGGCUGGUAGUUCCUAUUUUUAAAGAGCAGUUGGAAAGACUAGACUAUAAAUCCUGACCAUUAAAAUGCCUUGCUUCCCUUUCCAGGAUCCAGGGUUUUUAGGUGAAAAUAGAAUUAAUAGGAAUUUUUUAAAAAUAGGAACUCGGGGUUAGAUCAAUAUUUAGCAGUUCUAUAAGAUAAACUGAAUCCUAAUAUUAUCGUGAUGCUGGACAUGGUUUCCCAGAAAUGGUACUUGACAUACUUCAAUGAAAAUAAACACUUUCCUAUUGCCAAGGAUAGCAUUAUAGAAAACAUUUUGUAAAAAUAAUAGCUUUAAUUGCAUACUUGUAACUAAAAUAAUUUUGUGAUGUCUCAAAUGUCAAAGUAUUAAAAUAUAAUUAAUUCAUGUAA